Molecule: messenger RNA, 1266 nt
Organism: Blepharisma stoltei
Lineage: Eukaryota; Ciliophora; Heterotrichea; Heterotrichida; Blepharismidae
Source: the annotation of a GenBank genome assembly
AUGUCAAAAAGCGAGCAUGAAAAUAUUAACGAAGAGGAUGAGCGUAAAAUCGACUUAGAAUUGUCUGGAGACAGGAUUAAUUUGAAUGAAAAUCAAGUUUUUGAAAGCACAGAAAAUGCUGAAAAUAAUGGCUCUGAAAAUAGAGAACCCGAAAAUAGCCUUUCCGAAAAAGAUGCCAUUGAGCUUCAAAGAUGCAUUGAUAUUGCCAAUAAAUAUUUAAAAAACCAUGAAUUUGCGAAAUCUAUAACUUUCCUGACCAAAGCUUGCAAUAUUCAACCAUCAUCUGAAAAUUUUCAAUUGUUAAAUAGUGUAAAAGAAAGAAAGGAAGAGCACGAGCGGAAAAUAAGAGAAAGUGAAGAGUUGGCAAAAAAGAAAGCAGAAGAUAAAAGAAAACUUGAUGAAGAAAGGCAAAAUAUAUGCCAGCGAAUAUUAAAAGCUAAUGAUAUUUAUGAAGCUUUAAAUAUUGAAGCUGAAGAGCCAGACGAAAAUGUUAAAAAAAUUGCAAAUAGGAUUCUUUUAAAAAUACACCCAGAUAAAAUAAAAGUUUCGAAUCCUGAUGACUUUAAAACAGCAGCCCAAAUAUUGAAUAACUUUAAAGGAGAAAUUGAAAAUAGAAUAAGAAAUAAAUUUGUUGAAAUAAACUCUGAAGGCCAGAACCAGCCAUUAGCUAUAGAAGAUGAAAAAUCAGAAGAAAGCGUUGAUGAAUUCAGUAAUUCAGAUGAUUCUGGAUGAACAGAAGAAGAAAGUGAAUCUGAAUUUGAAGAAGUUCAGUCUAGGAAAAGAAGAAAAAUAAUAAAUUUGUUUGAGACUCAACCAUAUCAAGAGCUAGAUUACUUUAUUUUGCAUUUUAAUGAUGUUGAUUUUGUAACUCCUCCUCCAGCAAAAAAGAUUUCAGAUGAAUUUGAUAAUUUUGAUCAGUAUCAAGAAGAGUUUAAGGCAGCUUUUUUUUUAGAGGUGAAAGAAAUUAUUAAGAAGCAAAUUAAAGAUAUAAACAAAUUCAAAGUUUUCAAUUUAAUUUUGGAAGAAGAUACGGGAGGCUAUAAAGUUUCGCAUUCAAAUGAAAGUGCUUUUAUUAAAACAUUUUAUGAUGAAAUACAGGCAAAUGACUUGCUUCUACUACUCCCUCAUAGUGGAUCUGGUAUUCAAAUGUCAGAUGAGAUAUUAAGUUCAAAAUAUUGAUUAGGAAUUGCAAGGAAAGAGCACAGAGGUGGUUUGAUUUCAAUAAAAGCGCAGCAAUGUGGCGAUUUCGAGCAGAAUUUUAGAUAG